UGGGGAGAUAGUGAGAUAGCGACUAAGGUACGUAGAUGGAUAGAUAAGACAUUGAAGAGGAAGAGGGGGAUUGAUGCGAGUUGCGGGGAUGCGAAUCUUGCUUUUUCUAGGCUUAAUUAUCGCGCGCUUUCUUCUACUCGUCUGCCUGGGGGUACAGAAGAUGGAUAGUUAAGACGUUCAACCCUCUCUGAUGAUCUAAAGGCAGGCUGAGGAGUUUAAUCCUCGUUUUCUUUCAUUACUAUUACAUGGCGGAGAACUCUUCGAGAUGGACAUGCUAAGUAUCCACGAUAAACCGUGGUGGGCAGGGCUCGCCCUCGUCGCCCUCGCAGCAGGCCUCUGCAUCCUCACCGUCACCAGCACGCAAGGGAAACCCCUCGUCAACCAAAUAGCCCGACUGCGCCCAACGCGCCGAACAUCAACCAGCAAAACUCCACCGCGCUCAAUCUUCCCAAAAAGCAAGCAAGCCGCCGCCGCCGCCGCCGUACCGCAAAAACCGUCGUCAUCUCCCACAAACCCCGUCGACGUCCUCCCCCCGCAGCGCCGUCAUGUGCUCGCCACACUCGGAGUGUCGCACAAGAGCGAGAUUGGGGAGGAGGAUGUUCGACGCAAGAUCCUGCCGAUGACCGUGGACUACACGACCGCGUGCCAGGGUGGUGAUAACGAGGAGCGAUAUACUCCGACUGGGUUCUCGGUUGCCGAUCUCAAAGCCCUAGGCGAUUUCCCGGACUAUGCGGCGCUCAGUGGCGUACCGUUGCCUGCGCCCUAUCCGGGGUUUGAUAUCAAGAGGGCGUUGCCUAGACCGUAUCGGCCGUUUCGCUGGACGUAUCAUCAGACUAUGUCCCUGACCAAGUUGGAGCCUGAUUGGUGGCUUGAGCUUGAAAACACGUACAAGGAGCGGAUUGCACAGCGCAAGGCGCUGUUUGCGGAGCAUGGAAGCUCGGUCCUUGGUGCUCUUCCGGGAUCGGAGUUGGCGUGUAAGGAGCUCAUGGAGAUGGUUCUGCAGUUCCUGUGCGCGCGGUAUCCGCAGUACUUCACACUGAUUGACAAUCGAAUCUUGAAGAAUGGUAUCCUCGGGACGGAGCAGGAUAUCAGGGCGAAGCCGCCGCUCGAAAUUCUCAUGGACAAUGUACCAGAGGACUUUGGUAUCAUGUUGCGUGACGAUAAGACGGGGAAUUACUUCCUGCGCGCCGGUGUGAUUUGCUCUUCUAUGGGGUGGAAUGUCGGCACCAAGAUUGGGCUGCAACUGCAUCAAAUCCACGAUCCUAUUCCGGAUUACAAGGAAAAGAUGCAGUUCUCUAUGGAUCGUUUCUUCACGAAGAUGCCAAGCGACAAGCCAAUUCAACGAGGUUCUUGGGGCCUCGAAAUCGGCAAGCCUCUGUACAUGCCUGCAGGAGACCCACACGAGAAGCUCCGGACGUUCCAGGACCCCGAUCUGAAGUUAGAAGACUGCUUCCUGAGAGUCGACUGGCAGACCCUCCGUCGCCUCCCGCUUUCCGCUGCCGUUGUCUUCAACUUCAAAGCACUCUUCACGCCUGUGACGGAGUUCAGAGACGAACCCUGUGUUCCCGCGCUUCUAAAGAAGAUAAUGACCGAGGGAAAAGAAAACUUGAUUAAGUACAAGGCGACAUGGCAUGUAGAACACGUCCUUCUUCCCCAGUUCGAGGAGUGGAUACGGGAACAGGAAGAGAGUGGCGCUGUCCCCAGAGACUGGGAGGUGAGUACAUUAGAUGAUAGUCCGUGGUUCAAGAAUUGGCAGGAGAAGUGGCAUCGGCAGCAAGGAUUCUAGUGCGAAAGCCCCUUCAUGACCGGGGAACGGCUUGUACAGAAUAAGAUACUGUAUGCAUUUGGGUGGUUGAGUAUUUAGUGUUAUAGCAUUUGAGGAUUGUCCGUUAUAUAGAGUGACAAUGGACUUUUCCCUGUACGUCGCGAGGAGUGACCGAUUCUUCCUUAUACCGGCGCGGGUAAUCCUGGUAUUUGGCGAGGGUUGCUCAUAAACGUCUCUUUCAAAGAGCGUAUCGAACCAAAAAAUGGCGCUGGACUUAUAUCUAUGGGAGUAGAAGCUCCUGUUCCAGUACCUCAUCGCAUCUUUGAACCGUAGAUGGGUUGCUUUGCUAGGAAGUAGUCAUGUUGAUCGUGAGACACCCAUGGUGUAUACUAGCUGGAGUUUCCAGAGCAGCCUCGAGCUGAUACCGAGCAGAUGCCGGAGUCCAGUAGUUUGUCACUUUGAUGCGGGCGAGAGCGGAGUCAAGUGAGUUGGAUGAUGGCGAGAGGCAGUGCGUUCAGUCAUCAGCAGAGCGAUCAGAGCGGGCAUCGCUCGAAUGCCCAUUUUCAUCGUCACUUCUAUCCAUCUCCUCCAACUCAUCCGCAAGGGGGCUCUCACGCUCAUCUAGUAAAUCGAGAUCCUCCAAUUGCUGCCGCGACGGCAGUUUCCACAGACUCGUACCGCACACACGAUCCUUCGUCAAUAGAUCAUCAACAAAUUGAUCCAUGUACGUGAGUACAAACGAGUCGCGGACCCGUCUUUUCAACUUCCGAUAAUCGAGCAACAGUGGUUCCAGAGUCUUGUACACCUCGACGGGCUCCCACGUCAAACGCACGUAGAACGCCGCUAAAGCGCGUAGAUACUUGAAGUCUCCACGAUGUUUGACGACGCUGCUCUGCGCACGUUCCUCCGGUGAUGUAUCUUGAUCGGCUUCGUCGGCUUCGAGUUCGGGAUCGCUGAAAUUCAGGUACUCCAAGAUGAUUUCUCGGUCCGGAUUGAGUUGCAGGAGCUUGAACGCAAGGCAAAGGAACGGAGAAGCCUUCUCGGAAACUCCAUAGGUACCGCCAAGGAAUGAUAGCUCAACCGCGCGAUCGCACAGGGUUGCGGCGUUUAGACCGAAACACUGCUCUUUCCAGUAGUAGGAUUCGGUAAUUCGGUCGCGAACGGCUUUUUCGAAGAGCAUUGCGGGAUUGAGGCCGCGGACCAGGGGGCCGGUGUAGCCCCGGUCAUCGAGAAGCUUGCUGGCAUCGGCGCGAUGGGAGGCCAUGGUAACGAAUUUGCUGCGUAGAAUUUAAGAGGGUGUAACGGGCUGAGGAG
Aspergillus calidoustus is the source of this 3079-nucleotide messenger RNA. The record is from the annotation of a GenBank genome assembly. NCBI's taxonomy places the organism in Eukaryota, Fungi, Ascomycota, Eurotiomycetes, Eurotiales, Aspergillaceae.